AUGACAUUGGGCCCGUACUCGAACCUGCGCGUCGAUCGCAUUGAUCGCAUUUUCGUGAUCACCAUGCAGAAAGCGCCAGAGAAUCGCAUCAACGUCAAGUUCGCACAAGAGAUCAUUCGUGCGCUGCGAGACAUCGAGCACGAACUAGGACCAGAUUCAGAGGGUUGCGUCAUAACAAGAGGCAACGAUGAGAAGUUCUGGUGCACAGGCUUAGAUCUGGACGAGUCUGACACAAAUCCAAACGCAAAUAGCGAUGGUUUCUUCCCGCUUCUCGCAACGCUUCUCGACUACCCCUUCCCUACUAUCGCGCUCCUCACUGGUCAUACAUUCGGCGGCGCUUGUCCCUUUGCCCUUGCCCAUGACUACCGCAUCAUGAACUCCAAACGCGGCUUUUUCAGCAUGCCGCCCGUCGAUCUCGGCCUUCACUUCCCUGGCAUCGGAUAUCUCCCUCGCCUAAAGCUCCGGCCCCAAAUCGCACGCAAGAUGCUGCUUGAAGCACAUAAGUGGACAGGGAAGGAGGCGUUUGAGGAUGGAAUCGUAGACCAGAUUGCCGAGCCGAAAGAGAUGCUGGACGUUGCGCUGAAGAAAGCGAAGGAGAUACAAGGGAAGGCGAGAAUGGGCGUGUACAGUGUGUUGAGAAAUGAGCUGUGGGGUGAAGCCGCGGAGAAGAUUAGAGGGAUAUGUUACGUACACGGGCAGAGAACGAUGGCGCCUGCGAAAGCGAAGAUAUGA
Messenger RNA from Boeremia exigua, 732 nucleotides. Its product is annotated as ClpP/crotonase-like domain-containing protein. Gene Ontology annotation, molecular function: enoyl-CoA hydratase activity; delta(3)-delta(2)-enoyl-CoA isomerase activity. The transcript is spliced from 2 exons. Gene Ontology annotation, cellular component: peroxisome. Bases 1 to 732 code for a protein of 243 amino acids. NCBI's taxonomy places the organism in Eukaryota, Fungi, Ascomycota, Dothideomycetes, Pleosporales, Didymellaceae. The record is from RefSeq and is a predicted model, not a curated record. Gene Ontology annotation, biological process: fatty acid beta-oxidation.